This is a messenger RNA of Erpetoichthys calabaricus (reedfish), 4849 nucleotides long. RefSeq names its product zinc finger DHHC-type containing 11 (gene zdhhc11). Gene Ontology annotation, biological process: peptidyl-L-cysteine S-palmitoylation; protein targeting to membrane. The record is from RefSeq and is a predicted model, not a curated record. Gene Ontology annotation, molecular function: protein-cysteine S-palmitoyltransferase activity. Bases 344 to 1654 code for a protein of 436 amino acids. NCBI's taxonomy places the organism in Eukaryota, Metazoa, Chordata, Cladistia, Polypteriformes, Polypteridae. The transcript is spliced from 11 exons. Gene Ontology annotation, cellular component: endoplasmic reticulum; Golgi apparatus.
GCGACUCAACAGCAACAAAGUCUCAGGCGACCAGCGCAAAUAAUUAUCCUAUUCUAAAUUCAUCAGGGAAUAGCAGUGCGUUUGGAUGAAGAUGCAUGAAAAUCAGUGAUUUAACUCUCCGAUCGAUAAUGGCACGGUGUACAAUAACGGAGUCGUAAAAAGAAGAGUGCAUUUAAAAAUGUAAAAUUCUUGAGGAACGGAGUGACCCAAGUCUACCUGGCAGCCUGGAGAACCUGCGCUUCAUUAAAUGGGAAACUGGUCGGCAGGCUGAUUUACAUUUUAGUUUUUAAAUAUUUGAUUUAAGAGUCACCCUUCGAAAUCGGAUCAACAUCUAUGUAAGAAGAUGAACUGUUAUGAUCGAAAACUACGACAGACUCGUCCUGAAUCAGAAAGCAACAGGCCUGACCAAGUUGUACCUCCAAAGAGAUCCAGGGUGAAUGGCUGGUCCUUCCCGUUACAUUCCUUCCAGUUCAUUGCUUGGUUCUUCUACAUCUACCUUGUGGUUGUUGGCUUUGGAAUUUUCAUUCCUCUACUUCCUUAUAGCUGGAAGUAUGCUGGUUAUUGUAUCUUUGGAACAGCCUUUAUUGUACAUCUCGUGGCACAUUUGGUGGCAGUCUCUGUUGAUCCAGCCGACUUCAACGUACGUGCCAAGCACAACUACAACAGCCCUUUGCCAGCUUUAGACCGGACCAAGCAUCCACACGCAAUUCAGAAUCUGCACUGCUACUUGUGUGAAGUUGAUGUUGGGCAAAAGGCAAAACACUGCAGCAGCUGCAAUAAGUGCAUCUCUGACUUUGACCAUCACUGCAAAUGGCUGAACAACUGUGUUGGAGGAAGAAACUACUGGUUUUUCUUCAGCACAGUAGCCACUGCUGUCUUUGGAAUCUUCAUGAUGGUGGUCAUUAGCUUUUAUAUUUUUAUUGAACACUAUGUGAACCCCAGCGAACUGCGGACUGCUCCUCAGUUUCAAGGCAUUUGUGACAACACAACAUGGUUAGCGUUCCUCCCUCUGACACCCAUUGAAACAAGCUCAGCAGGGAUUCUGGUGGCAGCAUUUUUCACCUUCUUUUUAGGAACUGCUUCACUGCUGCUGCUAGGGCAUUUGCUUGGGUUCCAUAUUUAUUUAUUAAUAAAGAAGAUGAGUACUUAUGAGUAUAUAAUAAAACAACGAAGCAUCGUGACUGCACGGGGACAGGAUGGAUAUCCGGAGUCGUCACGGUCCACCCCAGUUGGUGCACUCUCUCUAGAGGUCCCAAUGUCUGUUGAGACGGCCAUUGAUUGUGAUGCACCCUUAUCUGCCAGAUCCAGUGCCUUUAAGUAUCGAGAUAACAUGCAAGUUUCAGCACGACAGUCAAAUAGCACCUAUAUGGAGGAAUAUCACAUUUCAAAAACCAUUAGUCCUCCGGGUGACAGUGCUCAUUACAACCAAAAACAGGCCACACACACAUUAUCAGAAGACACAACAAGAGAAAGUUUGGCAAGCUCAGGGACCAGCUGGAAGACACUUACGAGAAGUCAGAUGGAAAGAGUGGACAAAACUGAAGAUCCACCAACAGUUCGGUACUCCGACCCGAAGGAACACGUCACUGCUCGCUCCGCCCAUCCACAAGAGCAUGUCCAGAGUUUGAGCUCCUCACGCACAAGUACUUUCUAAAAGAUGAUGGCUGCUGAUUGGGAGAUGAGUUUACUCGUGUGGUGCAAACAUGUUCGUUUUUAGAGAAUCGUGCUCUGCGUCAUCACGUGCAACACUGAGACAUUACCAGCACUGUGCCAGUCUUGUCCACAGUUUACAUUCAUUAUUUUGUGUCUGACUUUAUUCUCUUGCAGCAAGAGGUCUAUUGAAGACAUACCAAAACCAGGAGCGGUUUUGCACUUUUUUUUCUUAAAGAAACACAGAUGACAGUAUUUAUUUAUAUAUUUAUUUUCCAAAAAGAAAAUAAUCUUUAGCUUGUAUGUAUGGAACUAAGGGAGCAGCAAAGUCGUGGUAAAUUUUACUAAAGCUUAACAGGCAUUUUAUUUUCUUUUACGCCAUCCAAAGUGCAACAUGUGACCAGUAGGUGGCGCUACAUUGCUUAUGAGUUCAGGAGUUUAAAUUGCUGGCUUUGUUUGAGUAGCCACUGAAUUGCUUUCAAUGCCAUAUAAAAUUACAUUUAUUUUUAUAUAUUUUAUAUGUUUCCUAAGUAAUAAAAUUGUUUCAUUGUAUUUGAUAUAAAAAAUGUAAAAUCCAUAUGAAUACACUUUGAUUUUUUUCAUUUACAUUUAUAUGUAUUGGAUUACAAAAUGUAUCCAUUAUUUUUCUCUGAUUCAAGAACAAAAAAAUUCUACACAUUUAUAUCUUCAUCAUAAGAAAAUGAAAACUGACAGCUUUAAAGGAAUACUCCACCCAAAAAUAUGUUUUUUUAUAUUUUACUUACCCUAAAUAGUUUGUAUUGAUGGCCGAGAAAAUUUUAAUGUCAUGUUUUCAUGCAGAAUGAAAACAAUGGUGGCCAGUUCUGUACAAUGGCAGAUGGUGUGAAAAUCCAUCCAUCCAUUAUCCAACCCGUAUAUCCUAACUACAGGGUCACGGGGGUCUGCUGGAGCCAAUCCCAGGCAACACAGGGCGCAAGGCAGGAAACAAACCCCGGGCAGGGCACCAGCCCACCGCAGGGCACACGCACACACACACCCAGCACACACUAGGGACAAUUUAGGAUCACCAAUGCACCUAACCUGCAUAUCUUUGGACUGUGGGAGGAAACCCACGUAGACACGGGGAGAACAUGCAGACUCCACGCAGAGAGAACCCGGAAGGCAAACCCAGGUCUCCUUACUGCGAGGCAGCAGCGCUACCACUGUGCCACCGUGCCGCCCGGUGUGAAAAUUAUUCAUGGAAACAAGGCAAACAAAAUCCACGUUUCAGUUAUCCACAUGAAAAUUGCAUUAUUGUUUGCUAAAAUAUUGUGCUAGAAUUUUAUUACUUCUGCAAUAAUUGGUGCACAUCAUAAACAGGAAACUAAAGCUUCAUGGGACUCAUGAAGACCUGCAUCUCCCCCUUAUUCGUUGGUCAAGAGUCCGGUCUUCAGUUCAAAAAAGUGACUCCCAUGCAGAUUUAGUUUCGUGUUUAUGAUGUAUGCUGAUUUUUAGUAAUUCAUAAUAUUUUAGCAAAAGGGCAUGAAUUUUGCACAUUUUGAGAAUGCAAAUGGAUAACUGACAUGUGGAUCAUGCAACACGAGUAAUGUGAGAUAUAUAUAUUUUUUUUGUCUCCUUUCCAUCAAUGUUUUUCACUUAGUUUGCCAAGGUACAGCAUUUAGUCGCUAUUUGUUUUUAAUAUAACAAACUUUUUUCUCUUCAUUUUGCAUGAUAACAUGAGAAAAAAAAUUUUUGGCCACCACCACAAAGUAAAUAACAUUUUUAGCAUUUAUGGGUUGAGCUUUCCGUUAAGGUUGUGCAAGCCAUGCAUGUUGAUGUGUGUGCAGUAUAUUUUAUUUGUCUGAAAAUCUAAAGUUGGUCCAUUUCUUUUUGACAAAGGUGGUUUCAAACAUCUUGUUUGAGCAGGUUGCUCUCUGCAUGGACUUCUCUUUCGCUGCUGUAUUAUAUUUUAUACUAAUGUCUCACAAUGUUCCUUCACAGAAAACUAUAAGAGUAGAGCGAGCAUUGUUGACUGGAUGCUAUCUUGCACAUGCUAGUUGAAUCAUAGUAAAUGAGUUAUGUUGGUUUAAUUGUUUUCAUCAAAACUUUUUAUGUUCUUAUUAAGUCCUGAAAUGGUUAUAAGGGUGUACUUCUCGGGCGCUGUCAUCUACUACUUCCCUGCAGGAUUCUAAUGGAUAGCAACACAGUGCCAUACAGGAAAUCCAAAGAAAAGAUUUAGAUUGUAUAUUGCCAGCUCAUACCAAAGUGACACUUUAACAUUGGCAGACAUGCCAGAUAUCCAAUAAAUAAACAGGUGUUAUCCAGUUUGUUACAGUGUGUCAUGCAGAGAUGCGCACUGCCCACUCAAACUGGAGUCUAGCUGCAGAAUUCCCAAGCUCCACUGGACAACCGAUAGGGCUGCACAUUUAUAUCACAUGGUUUACACACUGGGAAAUCUGAGAAAGGUGAGAGUAUAGCUGACAUCACUACAUGACAGUGUAACUAACUACCUGAGACACCCCAAUACAAGACACAACUACUCGACAGUUCUAAUAUUCGUGAGUCAGAUAACCGUAAUACAGAACAACCCUAACCUAAACCUAAACCACAGCGAAAGGAUAUUUUAUGACAAAACAAAGCAUGAAGUAUGUCUUCAAAAUGGGUGUGCUGAGAAAGACACGAAUGAGUGGGAGUAUCGUGUAACAUCAUUGACAUAUAAUGCAAAGGUUGCUAAACAUGUGCCAUUUGAUUGGCUCUUCAAUGGAGUGGAGCUCUGGAGGUCUGCAGCUGGACACUUUCCCAAAGAUUAGCCUCAGUGAGUUUAACUGAGCAAACUGAGAGUAAUCGGUGAGGUAGAGUAGCAGUGUGAAAAUCCAAGCAGGAAUAAGCCAUGCUGGGAAUCUUGAGCAGGGGAAAAUGAUGUGCUUUGUUAGAAAGAAAAUCUGCGAUACUAAGAUAUUUGAAGUAUGUUUCAUGAAAGACAAAACUAUAUAAAUCAUCCCUUAUAGGUUAAUCCUACAUUCUCUUUUAAUUUGAAAAGUUACGAGAUUUAACUGUAGGCACUUUUAUGUGGCUGGGUGCUUUGCUUCAUUUUCAGGGUUUUUGUUAAGAUAUAAAUCUGAAUCUCUUACAUAUUUUUUUUAUUUUAAAUAAAUUAUUUGAAUGUACUUUGUGUAGACUGUCAUCUUGUUAUGGGUUUUCUAUGAAAUAAAUUUAUUGUGCAAUAUUAAAAAUAGUCAUA